This is a messenger RNA of Rotaria sp. Silwood2, 1617 nucleotides long. The record is from the annotation of a GenBank genome assembly. NCBI's taxonomy places the organism in Eukaryota, Metazoa, Rotifera, Eurotatoria, Philodinida, Philodinidae.
AUGGAUACAAUUGAUUUCGAUGAAUGUCUUAAAGAUUCUCCUGCUUAUCGAACUCAACUUCGACAAGCAGCAAAUCAUAUUGAUCUACUUGAAGAUCGUUUAGAACAGAUGUUUAAAAUGUGCAAUUCUGUAAUUAAUAAUGGAAAAGUAUUUGUACAAGAAUUUCAAAAAUUUCUAAAAUGUAUUUUUGAUGUACGUGAAUUAUUUUCUACAGAUGAAGUAGCUUAUAAAAGUUUAGCAAAAUUUGGAAAUUAUUUACGUGAAAUUCAAACACUUUUUUCUAAUUUACUUGAACAAACAUCACAUAGUCUUUUACGAACAUUAACACGUAUGUUAAAAGAUGAUAUAAGAAAAGUUAAAGAUCAAGGCAAAUUAUUUGAACGUUUAAGUUCAGAUUAUGAUAUUGCUUUACAAAAGAAUGCUGAUGCGUCGAAAACUAAACCUCAUAUAUGUGAUGAUGCCAGUAAAAUUUUAACAGCAACACGUAGUUGUUUUGGUCAUACAUCAAUUGAUUAUACAUAUCAAAUAAAUGUUUUAUAUAAUCAACAUAAAGUUGAAUUAAUUGAAUUAUUUUUAUCAUAUAUUAAUUUUCAUAAAGCAUUUUUUCAUCAAGGUUAUGAAUUAUUAUCUAUAGAUACUGAAAAAGAUUUUAAUUCAAUUACAACAGAAUUAGCUAAAAUGAGACAAGAGAAUGUUCAAAAACAAAAAAUAUUAGAAAAAGUCCAUGAUACUAAUCAAAAAAGAUGGAAAUUUGAUGAUAAUCGAAAUGAUGGAGUUUCAACAGACACAUUAUUAUCUAUACCAAAAGAACAAUUACGAAGAAAUCAAUCACAACAAAGUUUAUCGAAUAUUACAGGUACAUUAACAUAUGGAGUUGAAGCAGCAAAAGAAGGCUAUCUAUUUAAACGUUCUCAUAAUAAAUUCAAAACAUGGAAUAGACGUUGGUUUUUAAUUCGUAAUGGUCAAUUACUCUAUAUGAAACGUAAUAAUGGAAAUUCAAUGAAUGAUAGUUCUCAACAACAAUCAUCAUAUUCCGUAAUGAUAUCUGAUUUACGUUUAUGUACAAUUCGUCCAUCGAAUGAUAAUGAUCGUCGAUUUGUUUUUGAAAUUAUUUCACCAAAUAGUUCACAUCUUCUUCAAGCUGAUUCACAAAUUGAAUGUGAUCAAUGGAUUAAUUCACUUCAAUUAGCAAUAACUAAUUUAUUUAAAUCGUCAGAUAAUGGAAAUGCAAAUUCAUUUGCAUCAUUACCAAGAAUGUUCUCUGAUGAUCGUCCAAAUACAUUUUUAACUGCUAAAGUUGAAAUAAAACAACAAAUGAUUAAAGAUAAAAUUGAAUAUGUACGUUCACUUACAGGCAAUGAAAAAUGUUGUGAUUGUGAUGCAGAUGAACCAGAAUGGGCAUCGAUCAAUUUAGGAAUUUUACUUUGUGUAAAUUGUGGUGGUGCUCAUCGAGGUCUUGGUGUUAGUCUUUCAAAAGUUCGUUCACUUCAUAUGGAUACAUGGGAUUUAGAAACAUUAAUUGUUAUGUCUGAAUUGGGCAAUACUGUUGUUAAUAGUAUAUAUGAAGCACAUUUAUCGAAUGAUAUGAAAAAACCAAAUGCUGAAACAGAUGCGUAA